Molecule: messenger RNA, 991 nt
Organism: Theobroma umbraticum
Lineage: Eukaryota; Viridiplantae; Streptophyta; Magnoliopsida; Malvales; Malvaceae
Gene: SHH1
Product: SAWADEE HOMEODOMAIN protein
Molecular function (GO): chromatin binding
Source: RefSeq, a predicted model, not a curated record
AUGACUCUCUUUACGUUACUUAAACCUGCAAAGCCGAAGUCCAAAGUCACUUUCAAAGGGAAUUCUGCGUCUUAUGUUGGCAAAGAUUUCAGAUUUUGGUCAGUCAUGGAUGACAAAGAUUCAUGGGAUUCCGUCUCUGAAUUCACACUCGCUGAGAUUUUGGAAAUGGAGAACAUUUACAAGGAAAUAGGAGAAGAAACACUUAAUAAAGAAUUCUGCCAAGAGCUUGCUACCAACUUCAGCUGCUCUUCCAACCGUAUGGGAAAAUCUGCUGUAACAUGGCAACAAGUCCAAAUUUGGUUCCAAGAAAAACAAAUGGAGACACAAAGUAAACAAGGGCCAUCACCAAUGGCCUUGGAGCUAUUUGUUGAUCUUUCAAGUGUAAAUUCAAGCAAACCAUCUGAGAGCUUGCGGAGGCACAAAGGUAAGGUUGAAGAUCUUAAGGAGUUGUCAUUUGAAGCCAGAUCAUCAAAAGAUUAUGCAUGGUACGAUGUUGACUCGUUCCUCACCUAUAGAGUCCUUAGUACUGGUGAACUUGAAGUGCGUGUACGAUUCUCUGGGUUCGCUAAAACAGAGGAUGAGUGGGUAAAUGUGGAAAAGGCAGUUCGUGAACGAUCUAUUCCUUUAGAACCUUCGGAAUGCAAUAUGGUUAAAAUUGGAGACCUUGUGCUUUGCUACCAGGAUAGAGAGCAUCAUCAAGUCUACUAUGAUGCCCAUGUUGUGGACAUCCAAAGGCGGGUGCAUGACAUUAGAGGCUGCAGGUGCAUUUUCAUGGUCUGCUAUGACCAUGACUACAGUAAGGAAAAGGUUCCGCUGCAGAGGUUAUGUUGCCGGCCUCGGCAAUAGGUUUUUUGGGUUCACCAUCAAGUAAGGUAGCAUUUGGUGUCCUACAAUGUAAUGUGAUUGUUGUAAUGCAAUUGUUGAUAAUGUGGUUGUUGAGAAAAUAAUAUUACAUCUUUUUGAUUUACUAGGAACGUAAUAUUAAUUUUUA